Molecule: messenger RNA, 3492 nt
Organism: Bombyx mori (domestic silkworm)
Lineage: Eukaryota; Metazoa; Arthropoda; Insecta; Lepidoptera; Bombycidae
Exons: 12
Coding region: 145-2505 (786 amino acids)
Biological process (GO): proteolysis
Molecular function (GO): metalloendopeptidase activity; zinc ion binding
Source: RefSeq, a predicted model, not a curated record
ACUGUUUAUAUUUACACUUGACGCGGCUUUAAUGAUUUAGUGUUCAGUUCAUUUUUUUCCAAAACUUAAAGAAUUUACAAAGAAGUCUAAUAAAAUAAUAUGUUGAGGUCUUGGAUUAGGUAGAAAUUUACCGUGAUUAAAAACAUGAAAUCGUUAGUAGCGAUGACCAUAAAAAGUUUUGUCUUCUGGCCGAACGCGACGAUUCCUUUUUACAUAAAUCCCGAUCACUUUGAUCACGAACAAUCGCUCCAAAUAAUGACCGCGCUCUCGGUGUUUUCCUUCAAAACAUGUUUGAGGUUCACUCCCGCCAUGUCGCACCCGGGAGACACGGAUCACGUCCUGCUGUUCGCCAACCCGGACGGAAAGAGGAGGUGCGCCUUGAAGACCGAGGGUCAUUCCGUUUUCGAGCCUCAUCUGGUAACACUCGGCUACGAUUGCUUAAAAUCUCCCUACAUCGAAAUGGUGAUAAUGAAAUCGCUCGGCUUCCCAUUCGAACAUAAUCGGCCCAACAGGAAUUUGUACGUCGACAUACUAGUCGAAAACAUCCAGCCAGAGGCAUUGGAGCUAUUCACGAAGGAUAUAUCCCUGCCAGUCGAGUUGAGGAAUCUUCCUUACGAUUACAAUAGCGUUAUGCACUUCGGCGCGAGGGAAAACAGCAAGAACGGGCACAGGACCAUUCUUUUUAAGGAUCCCAAAAGAACACAAAAUCGUGUAGGACUAAGUGAAAUUGAUCUGAGGAAAAUCGAAGUCGUCUACGGACCUGAGUGCUUGAAGAGGGACAGACAAGCAAAGAUCGAUCUCUGUCAGUCUUACCCGGGUGUAGCCAGGAGGAAAAGAGACGUAAGAAUCAGUGAAAGCCUACGAAUCAAUCCUGAUAUAACACCUUUCCCAAAGAACCUUAAUAUAAGCGAGAACGACGAAAUUAAUUCCACCAUUAUUGAUGACGAUUUAAAAUCAACGUUAGACAAACUCGAAAUUACUGAUGAAAUGGAAAUAUUGAUAGAGGAAAUACAUACAGUUAUAGACAUGGCUGUAUCAAGGGCCAAAACAAGACACUGCAAUGGCACUACGAAACAUAACAGUGUUCCUAAAAUAAACGUGACUAAUACAGAUUUAUCGGGAGCCGUUGAAAUAAUAACUAAUUUGGUUAUAAGUAACGUUGAAAACGCUUUGACGAGAAAAGAUUUUUGCACGUCUAAGGACAUUCCAAUAGCCAGAUGCGGUUAUGGAUCCGACGAUAGAUGUAGACAGACGUACAGAUCCACGAAAUCGGGUGCAGUUAAAUAUUCAACGCAACACAGACCUACUUAUUACCAAUCGACGAACCAUUAUCCUUUGUCGAGAAUAAAACAUUUGCUAAGAUCCCAAGGUGAUAAGAAUACCACAGACGCAAAAGGAUCGGAUAGUAUAUCGGAUGUGAAUGUAGAAGCUAAAAAAGAUAGAGUGAGAAAGAAAAGAAGUUUAGAUGGAGACGUAGAAGAAGAUAGUGUUAGGAAAUCGGAAAAGGGUAGCGAAGAACCUGGAAAUUUGUCUUCGAAUCACGUUACUGAAGCUCUUGAUGCCGCCUUGAAGAAUGGAACUGGUGGUAGAAUGUUUUUUAAGGCGCGACAUUACAGCGUCAAGAGCAAAAAUCAAAUGUCGAAUAUAAAUUGGGAGGAUUCGAAUUUGUCACUGGAGACGAACAGAAAAAUUAGUACUAAGAAAAAUGAUCGAGAAUAUUCUCGAAACGUAUUCACCGAAAUGACUGAAGUUUAUACUGAAAAGCAAACGAAGAAAAGGCUACGACAACAGAAACAGAAGGAAAAAUCCGGUUCGAGAUUCGCGCCGAAAACCGUCAGACUCACGAAGUUGAACAAAGAAUUUUACGAGGACAGAAAAUGGCCCUCCGGCGUCGUUAGAUACGUCAUAAAAGAUAACGCGCAAUACGAUGUCCCCGGACUAAGGAGACGACUGGAAGAGGUUAACGAGAUAUUGAUGGAGAAGACUUGUGUUAGAAUACGCGAGCUAUCCGAAGAUGAAGUCGGCAAAUACAAAGAUUACCUCGUCAUAGAUGAUAGUCCAGACUAUGUGACCGGAAGAGUUGGGGGCAGACAGAACUUUGGCAGCAUUGAGCUGCUGCGCGGCGGCCAACAUCGACAGCACACCGCCAUGAUGGUCAUGGCGAUGCUGGGCUUCUACUUCGAAGUGGCCCGUCACGACCGCGACCUUUACAUUAAGGUUCACCCCAGACACAUCAGACCCGAUAAGCUCCAUCAUUUUGAGAAAAUACGACCUGACGCCACGUUUGAUUUGGCGUACGACUACAAAAGCGCCACACACCCGGCCUGGCAGUACUGGAGGCAAAUAGGCAGGACCGGAAUAUCUUCGGUUGCGACCUACAAAGAUCAGGAUCCCGACGGCUCCAUAAUGCGUUCACUAGGCCAAAACGAAGAGCUGUUAUCAGAUAUCGACAUAAUCAAGAUAAACUCAGUGUAUGGAGUCAAAUGUUUCCGAAACCAGAACUAAUAAAAUCGUAUUACAGUUUUAAUUUUAAUAUAUUUUGUAUUUUUUUUGUUACGUUAAUUUUUAAUUGCUGAAAAACAUUUAAUCUAAGAAAACUUCUAAAUUUGCGUGAAUAUAUUAUUUAAGUUUCGGCCUUUCCACAGAUAAUAAUACUUAAGCUUUAUAAGGUAAUUUAAAAACGGACUCUUUGGUCUGAGUUGAAGUUCGAAAAACAAUUUAAAAAAAAAGUCAUCAUGAGUUUUCUAAAAGUUGUGUGAAUUGCUUUAAUUUGUGAUUUUAAUGUUUCUUCCGAUUGAUAUGUGUAAUAACGAUGGUUUAUUAACUGUUUAGUAUCUGUGAAAGUGCACAAACGUAGGAAAAUGAAACAAAGCCGCUGGACGUAGCUUAUUGGGUUGUCCCAAAAAGCUCACUUUUAGUACAUAACCACCGUUUUUCUGAGACUUUAUUUCAUCGCAUCUCAUCUCGUGUCAUUUAAUCUCUAUUGAUUACAGUCUCAAAUAGAUCAACUUCAGCUCCUUUCAUCCACAUAAUUUUUCAGUCCACAUUAUUAUUUAUUUAUAUUUGAAAAAUUAGGCUGUAUGGUAUGCUACCUUCGCUUUUCUUGUUGUAAAAAGAAGAAUAAUCAUUUUUGACAUUUAUGUAUUUUGAUUACAAAAGCAAAGGCAUUCCACACACAUCACUGUUCAAUAACAUUCGUGUUUUCUAAAAGAAUAUCACUUUUGCUCAUCACGUCGUAAACUUCUAUAUCGUUAUUAUAUAUUCGUUUCCGUAUAACACAUUUUUCCGCGGUUAUAAUCAUACCUACGGCUGUAAAAGAUCGAAGGUUUUUUUUCAUUAUUAUUAUGUAAUGAUAUCUUGAUUAUACUAGGCGACGAAGUAGAGAAGUCGGAUAUUAAUAAUUUCAACUUUUCAAAUGUAAUUUAUGUAUAAGAAAUUUAUAAGUUCUAAGUUGGUUGCGGAAAUUAAAGUGACUACAUAUUUCAAGGGCUA